Molecule: messenger RNA, 453 nt
Organism: Fomitopsis serialis
Lineage: Eukaryota; Fungi; Basidiomycota; Agaricomycetes; Polyporales; Fomitopsidaceae
Exons: 1
Coding region: 63-242 (59 amino acids)
Source: RefSeq, a predicted model, not a curated record
UCACACCAAAAAAGUGUCCAUCAAGCGUGCCUAUGAAUUGAGUGCCCUGCUGAGUGUCAAGGAUGCUAGCCGACUGCCCGUCUGAGCGGCGCAUGCGUCAACUAAUGAAAAAGCGUACAAAGCCAGUGGAAAAAAUGCGGAGGAGAGGACGGAGGAAGAAACCAGCCCAGACCCAGACAGCGCUACUUGUACAGACGAGAGGGAGAUGCGAUACAGAUGGGGAACGAAGACGAAGGGGGUAACACGCGAGCGGGAUCACGACGGGCAGCUGUCACGGCACGACGGUGGUCGUUCAUUCCCAGAGCCACCGCUUGCCCUUCGCACCAGCGGCGCCAGCCUUUGCACCAGCAGCGCCUGCUGCCGCACCUGCCUUCGCGCCUGCAGCACCACCCUUCGCGCCAGCACCGGCGGCUGCAGCACCCUUCGCGCCGGCAGCAGCACCACCCUUCGCGC